AUGGAAUCGGAUAGUUCUGAUGUCAGUGACGAGGACAGAACCUCCGAUAAAGAAGAAAAAGUGGAAAGUUCGUCAUCACUGUUGACAGUUGAACCAUUUGAAGUUGUUCUGAAAGGCGGGAGCCCAUGGGGAUUUACAUUAAAGGGAGGAGCGGAGGUGCGCUCUCCAAUUCAAAUAUCGGAGAUAAAACCCGAGGGGAAAGCUGAUGUAAGCGCCACCUUGAGGCUCGGGGAUUAUGUACUUGGUGUGAAUGAUGUGAAAUGUGUGUCGCUGACCGAGGCAGUGCAACUGAUUCAGAGUGCCUUCAGAACCCUAACACUGCAGGUUUGGAGGUAA
This is a messenger RNA of Ylistrum balloti, 336 nucleotides long. RefSeq names its product protein Shroom4-like. Gene Ontology annotation, cellular component: apical junction complex; cortical actin cytoskeleton; adherens junction. Gene Ontology annotation, molecular function: actin filament binding. Gene Ontology annotation, biological process: actin filament organization. The record is from RefSeq and is a predicted model, not a curated record. The transcript is spliced from 2 exons. Bases 1 to 336 code for a protein of 111 amino acids. Lineage: Eukaryota; Metazoa; Mollusca; Bivalvia; Pectinida; Pectinidae.